Molecule: messenger RNA, 252 nt
Organism: Gongylonema pulchrum
Lineage: Eukaryota; Metazoa; Nematoda; Chromadorea; Rhabditida; Gongylonematidae
Source: the annotation of a GenBank genome assembly
AUGAAACGUCAGCGCAUCGAGGAUCCAUAUGGUUACAGCUACGGCUAUGGUGCUGCGUUGGGAGCUGGAAAACGACAGCGCCAGGACUCGUAUCAGAAGGCGCUGGCCGAAGGGAAAUAUGAGCUGCGAAUGCUGGUGACAAGCCGCGGCGCCGGUGCCAUCAUCGGCAAAAAGGGCGAAAGUGUGAAGAAGCUUCAGGCCGAGUGCGACGCAACUGUAUCAGUCCCCGAUAGCCAGACGCCGGAACGGUAA